Molecule: messenger RNA, 324 nt
Organism: Anopheles coustani
Lineage: Eukaryota; Metazoa; Arthropoda; Insecta; Diptera; Culicidae
Exons: 2
Coding region: 1-324 (107 amino acids)
Source: RefSeq, a predicted model, not a curated record
AUGUUUAAGGUUCUGUGUAUGUUCGCCGUGCUCGUUGUGGUGGCAGUUGGAAUGCCGCAGAAUGGCGCGGAAUGGCCAGCCCCAGGACCGAUUCCCGUAGGAAGACUUGUUAAGCGGGACAUUCCAAUGGCAUCUCAACCCGAGGCUGAGCAGCAGCAAGUCACAGGAAACGAACCGGUUGGAGCAGUAGAGGGUCAGGAUGAUAUGGAUAAGGCAGAGACGUUUGGAUUCGGAUAUCAUCACUACUACACAUAUCCCAGAUACUACUAUCCGAGGUACUACUACGGAUACUAUCCACGACACUACUAUGGCUAUUAUUGGUAA